Molecule: messenger RNA, 201 nt
Organism: Racocetra persica
Lineage: Eukaryota; Fungi; Glomeromycota; Glomeromycetes; Diversisporales; Gigasporaceae
Source: the annotation of a GenBank genome assembly
AUGUCAAAUUGGUUUAAAGUUGCUAUCGAACAAAAAUACAUUACAUUAUUUGAGCAUGAUUCUUUCCAGAAUUGGGGUGAAAUAGGUAGAGGAGGAUCUGGUACUAUAUAUAGUGCUUAUUCAAGAGAUAUUGAAAAAACUAUAGCUUUAAAGAGUUUACAUUACGAUGAUAAUGUUUCAUUGAAUGCCUUCAUUAAAGAA